AUGUUACGCCCUCCUCAGUAUUUCAUGCGUCGCUGCAUAGGCCACAACUUCACUGGUUACCGCUAUUUCUCCAGUAACUCACGUAAUUGGUUUAAUAUUGAACCCGAGUAUAUGUCACUACGUGGCUUGGGCAUCCUGAGCCGCGUAUUCCGUGGCAUGCCUGACCUGGCACGCUACAUUCGUGGCAAGACGCGUAUUUUUGUACCAGAGGCUUCAGACGAAGCAUGUAGCUCCAUGUAUGUGCUGUCCCAGUUUCCAAUGUCCGUGCAAGUGAAUUUACCAGAGUUUGUACAAGGUGCAGAGCGAGCAGCUCAUAUCGUGUUGCAAAGACUCUAUGCAGAGGACGUUGAGGAGACAAAAGAGUUUUUAAAACAAUUGGCGACUACUGAGAGUCUUGAAUUACUGCUUCAAAAGCCUUCAGCUAUGAUACAUAGAGAAACGAAAGGACAGCGCAUUGUGCUGGAGCAACUUAGUAUCAACAGUGCAGCAUUAAAAGCUGUAGAAUAUACAAGAGAGCAAGAAGAUGAGAAUGUGACAAGUGAGUGGCUAACGCUUCAAGUUCAAUACGAUAGUACGGAACACUUGUUGAUUGUACCGGAAACGAAUCACGGUAUUGAAGACCGACGUGCCAUCAAUACGGAGUUUCUAUGGACAUUUGAAGCAAACGUGACAACCUCAGACGAGUUGCAGUGGGGUAUCGUAGCUGCUACGUCAUUUGAGGAAAAGCCAGCGGUAUUCCGUUCAAAUGAUGAAGAAACAGUAUUGAGCCAUCACAAGAGAUAG
Messenger RNA from Peronospora belbahrii, 783 nucleotides. The record is from the annotation of a GenBank genome assembly. NCBI's taxonomy places the organism in Eukaryota, Oomycota, Peronosporomycetes, Peronosporales, Peronosporaceae.